Prunus armeniaca (apricot) is the source of this 609-nucleotide messenger RNA. Lineage: Eukaryota; Viridiplantae; Streptophyta; Magnoliopsida; Rosales; Rosaceae. The record is from the annotation of a GenBank genome assembly.
AUGGAGGUAGCGCAUUGGUUCGUACUUAACAAUUGUGAUGAGAUAAUGGCAUACUUAGAUGAGCAUGAAGAGAUGAUGAAGCGAGAACAUCCAUCACAUUUGUAUGCCAAGAAACACCGUGAUUUGUUUCCACAAUGGUUUUUGGAAUAUGUGAAUAAGUUGAAAUCAUCGAAUUCACCCUCUUACAGUGAAGAGUUAUAUAACUUGGAGUUCGGCUUGAUUUGCGCUGAAUUAUUCUCGGGUUGCCAUGUUAACGGCGUCAAGUUUUUGGCGACUGCACAAGAUGACAAGUUGUGUACGCAAAACAGCGGUGUCCAUGUCCCAGGUGGUGGCGAAAGUACGAACAUUGAUUUCUAUGGCAAACUCACAACUGUCGUGCAAUUGCUUUACAAAGACCGAUACCAAGUGAUCAUGUUUAAGUGUCGAUGGUUUGAUACAAACCCAAAUAGGCAGGGAAGUGUUAAAAUAGACGAUGGCUUACUAUCAGUGAACAUUAACAGAACUUGGUAUGAUGACGACCUUUACAUUUUGGCAAACAUGGCAAGACAGAUUGUGUAUCUAGAUGACCCUAAAGCCGGAAGCGGUUGGAAAAUAAGUUGGAUCCACUGA